Messenger RNA from Ipomoea triloba (trilobed morning glory), 973 nucleotides. Its product is annotated as fasciclin-like arabinogalactan protein 9. The coding region runs from base 93 to 836 and encodes 247 amino acids. The transcript has 2 exons. The record is from RefSeq and is a predicted model, not a curated record. Lineage: Eukaryota; Viridiplantae; Streptophyta; Magnoliopsida; Solanales; Convolvulaceae.
AUAUAGCUCCUCCCCCUUCUUCUCCUCCACCAUCACCGCCGCCACCGCCACCGUAACCGCCGCCGGCACUCUCUAGUAUAGGCAAAUUAAGAAUGGCUAAAGGUGCUGUUUCUCUCAUUGUUCUAUCAGUUUUGUUGGUGGGUUUGGGUGACGUGGAAGGCCAAGCUCCGGCGCCGUCCCCCGGCGGGCCGGUGGACAUCUUUGCCGUUUUGGAGAAGGCCGGCGGGAAUUACGGGAUCUUCAUCAAGUUCCUGAACACUACCCAAGUGGGCAACCAGGUGAACAUCCAAGUCAACAGCUCCACUGAUGGCAUGACUGUUUUUGCCCCCACUGAUAAUGCUUUCAACAAUCUCCCGUCCGGCACUCUCAACAAGCUCUCCGACCAGCAGAAAAUCUUGCUCAUUCAGUACCAUGUUCUACCUAAAUUCUACUCCUUUGAGGAUCUUCAGACCGUCAGCAACCCUGUCAGAACUCAGGCUAAUGGCCCAGAUGGGCAGACAUUCGGGCUGAACUUCACCGGGCAGAACAACCAAGUGAACGUGUCUUCCGGGGCGGUGGAGACUCAAGUUUAUAACCCUUUGAGGAAAGACCCUCCUUUGGCUGUUUAUCAGCUUGAUAAGGUUUUGCUGCCGCUGGAAUUCACCGCCGAUCAUCCGGCGGCGAAAGCUCCCACCGGCUCCGCCUCAUCUACGCCUGCCGGAAAGAGCAACGACGGGAAGAAUGCGACGGCGGCCAAAGAGCCCUCUCCUGCUCCAAACGGUGCCGGAAAAAUGAUGAGCUUGGAGCUGGGUUUGGUUUCUGGAAUCUUGAUGUUUUGUAUGGGAUUGCUUUCUUGAAGAUCGACAUAAGAUGGAUGGAUAUAUCCAUGUACGUUAUUGAUUAUUCUGUAUGUUUGUUCUUGUAGAACAUUAUUUAAUUUCAUCAUUGUUUUCUUUUUAUCUAUUCAUCUUAUUCCAUAGCUAUCUUUUGUCUA